CAACUUUGAACCCGAAUCCGAGUUGGACACACCCUUUUGCCCCUUUCAACAGUGACCCGGUCAGCCACUUCAUCUCUCUUGGUGGAUUCAAAGAGCAAAUGGACGCAAAUUCGCUUUCAAGAGCCCGGCAGAUGACAUGGCUUGUACUAUAAGUCUUUGUGGCGUCGUGCGGCAAGCCACACUUCAUGCUAUCCCAAAGCGAAGAAUCUCAUCUUAUCUUUUUGGAAUUCACCAAAAAAAGCGCCUUGUCAGCUCGAAGGCUCUUGGUCGGCAACAAGGCCUAGGGACACUCCUGAUUGGUUCCAACGAGCAGGAACAGCAUCAUGGGGCCCCAUGAACAGGACCCUCCGCCACCCAUGGUCUUGGCACACGCAAAAGAGAGCACCUGCAGCCAAAACCCGCGCCGCCUGCUUUUUGUGGCUCUGUCAUGUCAUGCUCUGUGAAACAUUCUCCAGGGAACAUAUAAGGUAUCAAGCCUGCAUGUCACGUUGCGUAGUUAACCAACUUUUAAAAAAGCUCGUCAUCUAUAUCAGCCAUAUCUGCAAGUAGACUUGACACCUGCAAAUUAGAGGUCGCCUCGCAAUCUCAUUCGCAUUUGGAAAAACUACUUUUACUAGCUACACGUCAAUUCACCCACACGCACGCAUCACACACACCUACUAUGAAGGUUUCCACGUUUUUGUCGGCGCUCCUCGUCGCCGACGCGACAGUACACGGUCUUGUGUCACCACCAAUUGGGGAGAUUGCACAGCAUGAGCCAGUACGACACAGCGAGCGCGACACCCAUUCUCAUGAUGAUAGCGAACUCUGGAAGCGGAGAGGCGGAGGCGGUGGAGGUGGUCGCGGCGGCGGCGGCGGCGGCGGUGGCGGGUCAUCGGGAUCGUCAGGGUCUUCGGGCGGCGGUUCUUCUGGUACCUCGGGCUCGGGCUCUACUGGCGGCGGCGGCAGUUCUGGGACAAGAGGCUCUCCUGGCUUCAACUCGGGCGGCCGGACCUCGACCGGAACCGGCCCAGCACCCGCAUAUGGCGGUGGCAGAUACUACGGCGGUGGUGCCGCAGUGCCUUAUAGGGCUGGUGGACGUUCGCCCACCCGCGGCGUUGCCCCCCUCUUCUUUGGAGCUGCUUUCCUCGCCUUCUGGCCUGGCCUCUGGCUGACCAGCGCUUACUUGUACCACCGUCCCGAGGGCUACACUUUCUACAACGUCACCACCGACCAGAGAGAGACCAAACCUGUGAUUUGCGCCUGCGCUGAGGACAGCGUCUGCGGCUGUGACGACAAUGACGACGAGCAGUACAUGAAGGACUUGAUCGGCAACGGAAGCUACGCGGCCCUCGACAAGUCUGUGAUUGACGUCGCCAAUGUCAACGGAACCAGCACGAUUCUGAUCAACGGUACUCUUCCGGAUGGCACCACUGCUCCCGGCGGCACCGACGCUCCUGGCUCUGCUGCUGGUGAUGGUCUGCGUGCUCUUUUGGAGAAUGCUGGGUGGUGGCCAGUCGUUGCUACUGUUGCUGCUGUUGUCUUCACUGCUUAAAACGCUGUUUUCGCGCGGAUACCUAGAUUUCGUUCACUUGUGUUUUUGUACCAUUUUUUGUAAGGGAACGAAUGGGCACAUGUAAAAAAAAGGGACAACAAACAUAACGUUCGCUUCUCUGUUGAACAUGGCUUUUUCAGGGCGUUUAUAUGGGUUUAUUCCGAUACCCCAGGGGAAGAGAAAUAAGGGCUUUAUUCGAUGCAUAUAUGCGUAAUGAUAGAUACGAUAAUUACAUAUAUACCACGCUCACUUUUUACACCAUAAUCAUAUGUGGCUUAACUGUUGAUAGAUACCAGAUAUGGA
Messenger RNA from Podospora bellae-mahoneyi, 1837 nucleotides. RefSeq lists its product as uncharacterized. The transcript is spliced from 2 exons. The record is from RefSeq and is a predicted model, not a curated record. Lineage: Eukaryota; Fungi; Ascomycota; Sordariomycetes; Sordariales; Podosporaceae. The coding region runs from base 662 to 1534 and encodes 290 amino acids.